Molecule: messenger RNA, 1581 nt
Organism: Puccinia triticina
Lineage: Eukaryota; Fungi; Basidiomycota; Pucciniomycetes; Pucciniales; Pucciniaceae
Exons: 6
Coding region: 1-1581 (526 amino acids)
Cellular component (GO): COP9 signalosome
Source: RefSeq, a predicted model, not a curated record
AUGAAGCAUUAUCCGAGUGGUUGUUUUGUGUCCGACUCCGAGCGGUGCUCGGAUCACCGGCUUAUCCACCCACGUGAACCCUCCGGACAAAUCGAUCAAUCCAGCCAGGCUCGCGACCAAUUGCCAAUUCGAUCAACCUACCAAUUAUCAUACGACAGCAGUUUGAAGACCAUGGAAGCUUCUGCACAAGCCGAUGUCUCAUUUGAGCUCAUCAACCGAAUCUCACAUUAUUCAGGUCGACAAGCAAUCAAUCGGCUCCGGUUCUUAGGUCAAUUAUGCUCGCCGAUUUCUCUGAGCGCAUACGAACUGGCGCUGGAGGCGAUUGUUCAAUCCACCUGGGAUAUCUCACUGUAUAAGGAGACCCUAGCCGCGCACAAUAAGCUUGCCUCGGCAAACAAUCUUCCCCUGUUGACCGCAAACGAGGACUGGAUCGAUAGUACCCAGGACGAGAUCAAUCACACGCUUGCAAGACUCGAGAACGACCUGAAACACAACACGACUAAUUGUAUUAAGGAUGGGAUCCGGUCCAGUUACCAAGCGCUGGGUGCCCAUUACCGCAAAGUGGGUGACGUUGGGAGCGCUCAUCGAGUGUUCUCGAAGGCUAGAGAACACGCCACGACCGCAUUACAUGCUGCCGAACUCUCCCUCGCCUCCCUCGACCUGGCACUCGACGCUGAAAACUUCAAGCUGGCUCAGAGUCAUGCGGCUAAGGCCCAGGGUGCUCUUGACACCCUCAUUGGAUCCUUGGAGCUCAAAGCCGCAAAAACUAAGACUAGUGGAUCUAUAUCCACCGUAGGCAUUGAUUCCCGUGACCCAACCGAGAAAGAUAUCCAACGAUGGUCCGACAGAGUUAAUGUUGUCAAUGCACUCACAUCGCUUGCACAGGGAGACUUUGGGAGAGCGACGAGCUACUUUCUCAAGGUUGGAAAAGAUGCAGGAGAUAGCACUGGUGGAGAACUGCUGGCGACGGCGACCGACAUAGCGAUCUAUACGACCCUCUGUGGCUUGGCUCAUUUCGAUCGACAGCAGUUGAAAGACCGUCUGAUCGAUAACCUCGAGUUCAGGUCGAUGCUCGACAGCGAGCCCCAGCUGAGACGGAUCUUAAACUUGUUCAGAGAAAAUAAGUACCGCGGCGUGUUUGAGUAUUUGAAAGCCUCUCUGCCGCUGUACCAGGGUGAUUUGUAUCUGGCCGAGCAGACGGAGCGCUUAAUGAUGAUGAUUCAGGAACGGGCGAUUGGACAAUACUUUGGCUCGUUCUCAUCAGCGCAGCUCUCGAAAGCGUCUGAGGUUUUCGGAUGGCCGAUGGAUGAACUCGAGCAGCGUCUCGUUCUCUCCAUUCGCUCCGGCCAUCUUCCCGCUAAACUCGACCUCGCCAAUGCUAUCCUACGCGCUCAUCGACCCACUCCUCGCUCCCGUCUCCUCGCUAAUGUCACCUCAUCCGCUAAAAAGAUUCAGCAUGACUCGUCGGCCGCUCUCUUUCGUCUUAAGCUUAUUAGCGCUGACCUCCUCGUCCGUGAUGUCAAUCAACCUAACAUUCCCUCUCUUACCCCUUCCUCUGAACCCGUCGAUCGCUCAAAGUAA